Messenger RNA from Bacillus rossius redtenbacheri, 4181 nucleotides. RefSeq names its product thioredoxin reductase-like selenoprotein T homolog CG3887. The record is from RefSeq and is a predicted model, not a curated record. Gene Ontology annotation, biological process: cell redox homeostasis. Lineage: Eukaryota; Metazoa; Arthropoda; Insecta; Phasmatodea; Bacillidae. Gene Ontology annotation, cellular component: endoplasmic reticulum membrane. Bases 1 to 417 code for a protein of 138 amino acids. Gene Ontology annotation, molecular function: thioredoxin-disulfide reductase (NADPH) activity. The transcript is spliced from 4 exons.
AUGUGGACAGUCGGUUACAGGAAAGUGUUUGAGCAGUACGCCAUGAUCCUCCACCAGCAGUAUCCAUCCCUGCGCAUCGACGGGGACUUGUAUCCGCCGCCGGACUACAUGAUGUUCUUGGCCAAGGUCCUGGGCUUCGGGAAAAUCAUCAUGAUCCUGUGCAUUCUAGCGAGCUUCAAUUUCUUUGCGCACUUGGGGGUGGAAGCACCGUUUUGGUACGGUUGGUGCAUGCGCAACAAGCUCUACUCCUGCAUGAUGAUCUUCUUCCUGUGCAACGCAGUGGAAGGGCAGCUGUUGUCGACCGGCGCGUUUGAGAUCAUGUACAACGGUGAGCUGGUUUGGUCGAAGAUCGACACUGGCAGAAUCCCUCAACCGGCUGAGCUGCUCAGACUACUGGAAUCACGCAUGAAGUAUUAAUAACUUGGUGGCGAGAUGUUUUGUAUUAUAAACAGUUACGAAUGCAGCAUCCUUCUGUGAAUAACAAGUAGCCUUCUGCCAUCUUGUGACAGGCUCCUCGGAAAGUGGGUAGUUCCACUGGGGGAAUCUCGAUGUUCAUGUCAGAUGGCUGCUUAUUAUCGGGAUUGUUGUUUUUUGUAAAUAUUUCAAGUAGGGAUGAAUUGAUGUAAUCUUUGUAGUAUCAUUAUUAGCAGAUAUUCCCAAUUUUUUGUAUUUCAUAUAUAUAUAUAUAUAUAUACUUUUUCAACCGACACUUAAAAAACCAUACCCAUGGAAAAAAAGGACAAUAAUAUCACCCAUCCCCAUAUUUUCUAUUGACCUGUUUAUAGUUCCAUAUUCAUAUUUUACACUGUAAUUUAAGGCUUUACUUGAAUGUUGUGUAUGGUAAUUAGUCAAAGGCAUAAUGUGUACUGAGCUAUGCACACAUUUUAUUCCAUAAAAUUCUUUCCCUUGGUCAUUUACCUAAAAUCCUCAUAAUAAAUAAUUCUAUCAUGGAAUUGAUAUAUUAAUUUAAUUUCUGGAGACUUGCACUGUAAUUAUUUACGAAAAGUAUUGAAUCAGUUUAGUAUCUGUUAGACAUGUAUCUGUAAGAAAAUCGGUAUCAGUUUUUAAUCAUAUCGCCCAUUAUUAUUUUUAAGUAUUCAUAAAACCACUAUAACAGUGUUUUGCAUAUUCAAAUGCAUUAUAAUUAUAUGUUCAUGGUGAAUGUAAAACUAUUUAUUACACAAUCAGUUGGGUAUGAUAUUGGCAUCAUACGUGUAGUAAGUAAAUAUUAGACUAUCUUUAUGGGUUUUAGCUUCUUGGAUCAAUGACAAUGGUGUGUAAUUAAUGUACAGUGAUUGAUUAGUAAACACAAAAAUGUGUGUGAUAUACUUAAAUUAUAAAUCAUACUUCAUUGAAUAAUGUAUAAUUUAACUUAUACUACAUUUAUUGCUACAUAAAUCAUUCCACCAGACUUAAACAUUUAUUUGGAAUAUUUUACCCAGUUUUGCUUGUAUGUAUGUCCGUUAAAAUGUUAACAUCAGUUUUCCGAGGAAGCAGAAAGGUUAUCCUUGGAUUUUUUUCGAAACAAUAACUGUUGCACAAUUAUUUUGGUUUUCAUUUUGAUACAGUUUUUAAGAAUAACUUCAAUGCUUUGUAAUAUAUAGAGCAUGAUUAAAUGGCACAGCUGAAUUACCUAAUUUAAGCGAAUAUCUUAGGGUAGCCAUAUUUGAAAAAAAAAUUAUGCAAAUAAGAGAAGUGAUAAGAACGUGUUUGUCAGAGAAUUUAUUGUUUACAGCUUGAAUCGAUAGUAAAUUUAUGUGCUUAGUUUGGUAAUUAUUAGGAUAGGUUCAAAGUUAUACCAUAAUGUUAUAUACCUUCAGCUGCUGCACAACUUAUGUUUUACCAUUCUAGUUUUAUUUUUUUUUAAUUUGAGAUGUUAAACAAGGCAUUCACAAAAGUUAUAAAUUUUCUAAACCUGUUUAAUUUGAACGAGAAAUAAUUUAAACAUAUUCAGAAUGCAUGUAACCAGUUGCUGAGCUAAAAAUAUUCCAAUAAAGUUGCUGUAAGAGCUUUCCAAACCAGCAUGUUUGGGAUCAUGGCCUUUUGGAUUAGCAAACUUCAAUAUAGAAGGUUUAACUGAAAUACAAGAAAAAAAUAUAUAAAUGUAAGCUAGCACUGUUUGGCUGUAUGAUAAUGUCCACAGUUGUAAUAUUGGGGAAAUGUGUUAGGUAAGCUGCUAGGAAACAUUAACCAAUGGAAAAAUCCAAACGUGAACGGUUUCAGUUGUUCCAGAUUACAGAAAGACAGAACGAAAACAUCCAGAUUAGUUCAAAUUGCUGUGUAACCGUAACUUUUGAAGCUGCAAUUUUACUGCGUUAAUUACCUCAAUCCUUAAUGAUCGGUGAUUUAUAAUUUGGUUGCAAGUUUGUAGUAGGUAAAUUAUAAAAAAUUAUUUUCUUUUGUGUAGAAUCAAUUGAUAGUUUUUUUUAGCGGAUUUUAAUUUUAUUGUAUAGAGGUAAAGCUUUUUUGUGGUUGAUAGUGGCUUGAGAUUUUGAUAACUUGGUUUUUAUUUUAUUGUUAUGUAUUUAUGUAUGAUGGAAUUUAUGUUAGCAUUUAAGUUUUUUCUUAUUCUUUUGAGGUUAGGGUUGAUAAAGUAGGGUAGGUAUACCUAACUUUGCCUUGCAAUAAAAUAGGUACUAGGUAAGCAAUGAAAAUAGUUGAGUCGGCCCUGUCUCUACUACAGUGAAAUGGCUCUGGCAAUAAAGUUCUCGCAUCAUCACACAUCAAAUGCUCGGGUUUUUGGGUGUAUAAGUAAGAGUUUUUUUCAUACUGAACACAUGGCUCCCAUUCGAAGCCCUUGAAUGACGGCUCUCGCGUUGAUUGUAACAAAAACCAGUGCGUUACCAGACUAGCUAGGCUAUGUCCCUGUCCUGACGACCAACCUCCGUCGCUCCAGCGAGACCUCGUCGCCCAUCUAGUUGGUUAUCCUGAUCGAGGGGAGUUGCUCGACUUCUGAGUUUCAGCCGCGUCGAAGACGAAGAUCGACAUUGCAGUUGCCAUCAUCAGGCAGCAGUUACCUACUGGCCUGUCAGGCUCGUAAUCUGUCUUGCUUAGCCGCAAGAAACCUUCCCUGCGUUCCGGGACAGCACACGUUUCCUGUAGUCCACCGGUGGCUCUGGGACAGUCCGCCGUGCCCCCACCUGGCGGUCAUGCUACGUUUCUCGUUUUUCCUUGACACCGCACUGCUCACGACCACCGCAUGCGUCGCGGUGUCACUACCUGACGUCAUUCCUAGGCAUGUCCGUUUUACUGUCUUCGUUGGAAUCUGAUUGAAACCAGGUUGAGCUAUAUGUGUGUGUGGCACGCAAAGACGACCUUGCGAAUGUUUUUAAAGAACGCUGUGCUGUUUGAUUAUGAUUAGUUGCUAUUAUCUGAAUACACGUGCAAUAAAAAUCACAGUAGACAAAAAAAUGUAUUUAUUAAUGUUAGAAUCAUCAUCACAGAUGGAAAACAUCUUACGUCAUCAUUUUUUAAUCUCGGCUUAGAAAAACUAAGAAAUAUUUCUUGCGCCGGAUGCAGUUAUUAUCUAUGGAUGUUACUACUUCUUGUAUAUUUACCAUCUAAAGCAAAUUAAAAUUUUCCUUCAAAGAGUUGGUUUUAGAUGUAAUUUUUUUUUAUAUAAUCGGGAAAACCAACAUUUCGAGGUUUUGACCCUCAGUGACAAAAUGUAUAAAUAAAGAUUGCAGGCAUUCACAGCCAUUGUCUGCAUUUUCUUGGCUUCUGGGUGUAGGCCGUGUCAGGUAAUUGUCUUGUGACGUUUCGGCAGUCACUGCAGCUACUAAGUCUGACUAAGUCUAUCUGAUGAUGGCAGCUGCAAUGACUGCCGAAACAUCGCAAGAAAAUAACCUGACUCAGCCUACACCCCUACACCCAGAAGCCAAGAAAAUGCAAAAUGUAAAUAGUAUUAAUAUGCAUUGAAACUUAUCUCCCUGCCAUUGGUCUGAGAAGCUGUAAAUUUAUAAUAAUUAAAAAUAAAAAGGUUUUGAAACAGUUUAAAGUGUGGGUUGUAUUGGUUGUUUAUAAAAUACACCUUUACUCUUGCAAUAAAUGUCAUAUGUUCACACUAAGUUCCAGUUAUAAAAGUUUUUUCUUCAAGAAAAUAUUUUUCAACUGUCACUUUUUUAAAUGUUAAAUGAUUUUGAUGUCAAACAUGAAGACACAUUAAAGCACUGUUGAUAAAA